Messenger RNA from Dentiscutata erythropus, 315 nucleotides. NCBI's taxonomy places the organism in Eukaryota, Fungi, Glomeromycota, Glomeromycetes, Diversisporales, Gigasporaceae. The record is from the annotation of a GenBank genome assembly.
AUGGUUUCAACAAAUCGAAUUAUUCUUACUUUAUUUACUUCAAAGUCAUGUUCUCUUUGUGUCGAUGCAAAAUAUACAAUUGAUCAAGUGAGAAAAAAGAUUCCAUUUGAUUUUAUUCAAAAAGAUAUUAAACAUUCAGAAAAUUCUGUUUGGUUUCAUAAAUAUAAAUAUGAUAUUCCAAUUCUUCACUUAAAUGAUCAAUUCUUAUUUAAACAUAAAGUAAAGCAGGAUAAAUUAGAGUUAGUACUCAAAAAAUUUCAAGAAAAUGGUAAAAUUCCUAGUGAAUUUAUUGAUGAAGAAGUCAAACCAAAUUAA